This is a messenger RNA of Zophobas morio, 906 nucleotides long. RefSeq names its product alpha-soluble NSF attachment protein-like. NCBI's taxonomy places the organism in Eukaryota, Metazoa, Arthropoda, Insecta, Coleoptera, Tenebrionidae. The coding region runs from base 1 to 906 and encodes 301 amino acids. Gene Ontology annotation, cellular component: SNARE complex; vacuolar membrane. Gene Ontology annotation, biological process: SNARE complex disassembly; intracellular protein transport. The transcript has a single exon. The record is from RefSeq and is a predicted model, not a curated record. Gene Ontology annotation, molecular function: soluble NSF attachment protein activity; syntaxin binding.
AUGUCUCAACCCGACCAAGCCCGCCAGUUAAUUUCUCAAGCUGAAGAACAAGCUCGCCAAUUAAUUUCAGAAGCCGAAAAGAAGUUAUCUCCUAAAAGUUUUUUCCAGACCAUCUUCGGGUCCUACAAGAACCGCACAGAAGACGCAAUCGAGUGCUACCAGAAAGCAGGCAACUUGUACAGACUUUCCAAAAACUGGUUUCAAGCAAGUACGGCCUAUAAAUUGUCAGGUGAUCUAAAUUUGGAACACAACAACCGUUCGGAAGCCGCCAAUGAUUACGUUCAGGCGGCAAAAUGUCUCGAAAAAUUUGAUGUCAACAACGCCAUCAAGUUCCUGCUGAGCGCUAUAGAAAUCUACGUAGAUUUGGGUCGCUUUACGAUGGCGGCAAAGCUGCACAAUAAAAUAGCAGAACUGUACGAACAAGGUCUAGAACUGGAGGAAAGCGUGCAACAUUAUGAGCAGGCAGCUGAUUAUUACAGAGUUGAAGAUAAUUAUGUUUACUCGAAGAAAUGUUUGUUGAAAGUCGCCGACUAUGCGUCAUCGGAGUUCGGAAACUACAACAAAGCGAUCAAUAUUUAUCAAGAAAUCGCCUUUUAUGACUUGAAGACGCAGAUCUUACAGUACAACGCUAAAGAUAGUUUGUUUAAAGCUGUGUUGUGUCACUUGUGUAUUGAUCUGUUGAAUGCAAAACAUGCUCUGAAGACGUAUGUGGAGAAAUAUCCGAAUUUUGAGAUCAGUAGACAAUUUCAUCUUUUAAGAAGAAUCAUCGAGUCUAUUGAAGAUGCAGAUGAAGACGGCUUUAGCAAAGCUGUUAGAGAAUAUGAUGAUCUCUCUCGUUUGGACACCUGGCACACUAAAGUACUUUUGAAAAUCAGGGAUCAAAUAAAAGAACCAAAUUUGUUAUAA